CUUCCUCUCCUUCCCUUGUAGAGGCCAUAAAUUUUGGGGUCUCAGAGGUAAAAGCAACUUGGUUUGUCUACCCUCUCUGGCAAGAUGUAUUUCCUGUUUCCUCUCUUAGUGACUUUGCUUCAAUCUCCUGGUGCUACAGCUGGUGAGAUCAUCGGAGGCCAUGAGUCAAAGCCCCAUUCCCGGCCAUACAUGGCAUUUGUGACUUUCAUCAACAAAGAUGGAAAAAAACAUAGAUGUGGUGCUUUCUUGGUUCGAGAAGACUUUUUGCUUACUGCAGCUCACUGCAGGGGAAGUUCCAUAAUAAUCACUCUGGGAGCACAUAACAUCAAGGAGCCAGAAAAGACCCAGCAGAGAAUUCCUGUGGUCAGAGCUAUUCCUCAUCCUCGAUUUAGCGACAAGACCGGCAAAAAUGAUAUUAUGUUGCUUCAGCUGGAGAAGAAGGCUGAGCUGAAUGGAGCUGUGAAGGUCUUAGACUUGCCGUGGAAUAAGGGCAGGAUGAGGCCUGGGAUGACAUGUACUGUGACAGGCUGGGGGAGUAACCAUACAGGGAAAUACCCGAACACACUGCAGGAGGUGGAUUUAACAGUGAGAAAAGAUAAAGAGUGCAAAAACUUCAAAUACUACAACAGUCCUACCCAGAUAUGCGCUGGAGAUCCUAAGGAGACAAAGGCUUCUUUUCAGGGGGACUCUGGAGGUCCUCUAGUGUGUGGUAAAGUGGCCCAGGGCAUUGUCUCCUAUGGAAACCCAGAUGGGACAAAUCCUCGUGUCUAUACUCGGAUCUCCAGCUUCUUAUCAUGGAUCAAGAAAACAAUGAAUGCUCAUGAGUACUAAGCAUCAAGAUUCAUAAUCUCUGAUAACCAGAAGUGCUCACUGGAUAUAGAGGCUAAAGCCAAGAGCUUGUGUGGAAAAGAAGAGGGACCAUAUCCCAAUAAACCUGAAACUUAA
This is a messenger RNA of Sarcophilus harrisii (Tasmanian devil), 945 nucleotides long. Its product is annotated as granzyme B. Gene Ontology annotation, cellular component: intracellular membrane-bounded organelle; cytoplasm. The record is from RefSeq and is a predicted model, not a curated record. NCBI's taxonomy places the organism in Eukaryota, Metazoa, Chordata, Mammalia, Dasyuromorphia, Dasyuridae. Gene Ontology annotation, molecular function: serine-type endopeptidase activity. The transcript has 5 exons. Gene Ontology annotation, biological process: proteolysis. Bases 85 to 831 code for a protein of 248 amino acids.